Molecule: messenger RNA, 1056 nt
Organism: Nematolebias whitei (Rio pearlfish)
Lineage: Eukaryota; Metazoa; Chordata; Actinopteri; Cyprinodontiformes; Rivulidae
Product: chemokine XC receptor 1-like
Exons: 1
Coding region: 1-1056 (351 amino acids)
Biological process (GO): chemotaxis; immune response; G protein-coupled receptor signaling pathway
Cellular component (GO): membrane
Molecular function (GO): chemokine receptor activity
Source: RefSeq, a predicted model, not a curated record
AUGGCCACAACUGAAAGCUACACAGAUUAUUGGACCUCAGAGAUCUAUGACGAUGACUACGAAAGUGACGGGUGCAACCAAACAAAUGCCAUUAAAUUUGGAGCGACAUUUACUCCCUUGUUUUUCUCCACUGUGAUGAUCUUCAGCCUGUUUGGAAACAUCCUAGUUCUCGUCAUUCUCUUCAAGUAUGAGAAUCUGAAAUCCCUCACCAACACUUUCAUCCUGAACCUGGCUGUAUCUGAUCUCUUCUUCACCUCAGGUUUGCCCUUUUGGGCCUACUACCACCAUGUCUCUGAAUGGAAGUUUGGAGAGCCUCUGUGUGUAAUAGUUAACUUUAUUUUCUAUGUUGGCUUCUACAGCAGUGGGUUCCUCCUCAUCCUCAUGACUAUUCAUCGCUAUGUAGCUGUGAUGAGUCCUCUCUCUGACAUAGUGUCCGCCUCAGGUCUAUCCAGCAUCAUAGCUACUGUGUUCAUUUGGGUUGCUAGCAUCCUGGCAGGCAGUCCAGUCUUCUUCUUUAUUAAAGUAAAGAAAUCAGAGACAUCAGAUCAUUGUGUGUUUGACAGCUCCAUUGGAAAUUUGUGGGGAACCUACCAGCAAAACAUCCUUUUCGUCAUGACCUCAGCGGUUUUUGGUUUUUGCUACUUUCAGAUCCUGUGCAGAUUGCUGCUACCUCCGGCCCAAAGGAGAAGAAACAAAACUGUCAAACUCAUUUUCACUCUCAUGAUUGUUUUCUUUGUAGGGUGGGGACCGUACAACUUAGUGAUAUUUCUCAAGUCAUUGCCUUUGGAGUCCCAACACACUUUGAAUUCAUCAUUGAUGUCAGAACUCUGCAAAACUAAAACCGAUUUGAAUUAUGCCUUCUACAUCAGCCGACUCCUCGCCUUCUCCCACUGCUGCCUCAACCCGGUGUUUUACGUGUUUAUGGGUGUAAAAUUCAAAACGCAUUUGAAGAAAAUGCUGAGGAGCUGUGGUCACAACAACAGCAGCAACAUCCGCAGCAGACAAAGCCGACUCACAAUUACAUCUCAAAUGAGCGGGGAGGAGUUUUCCAUGUAG